Molecule: messenger RNA, 947 nt
Organism: Harmonia axyridis
Lineage: Eukaryota; Metazoa; Arthropoda; Insecta; Coleoptera; Coccinellidae
Product: 60S ribosomal protein L7a-like
Exons: 1
Coding region: 78-893 (271 amino acids)
Biological process (GO): ribosome biogenesis
Cellular component (GO): ribonucleoprotein complex
Source: RefSeq, a predicted model, not a curated record
UAAAUCCUUAACCUUAAUCUUUUCAACUAAACUAGUAAAAAGUAAAAACCGUGUGCUAACACUAAAUUGUUCUCAAAAUGGUGCAAAAAAAAAUUAAAAAGAAGGUUGGCAAGAAAGUAGCGGCAGCCCCCCUUGAGGUGAAGAAAAUUGAAGCAAAAAAGGUGACGAAUCCGUUAUUUGAGAAGAGAACGAGAAAUUUCGGCAUUGGCCAAGAUAUCCAACCGAAGAGAGAUCUUUCAAGAUUUGUUAAAUGGCCCAAGUAUAUCAGGAUUCAAAGGCAGAUGGCUGUAUUGCAGAAAAGGUUGAAAGUCCCUCCUCCAAUCAACCAAUUUACUCAGACAGUUGACAAACAAACAGCAACUCAAUUGUUCAAACUGUGUGAGAAAUACAGGCCUGAGACAGAAUUGCAAAAGAAAAACAGAUUGAAAGCACGUGCAGAGGCUAAAAUAGCUAAAGGUACUAAAAAAGAAACAUCUAUUCCUGCUAAACCAAACACUAUCAAAAGUGGAGCAAACACAGUGACCAAGUUGGUUGAACAGAAAAAAGCUCAACUUGUUGUGAUUGCUCAUGAUGUAGACCCUAUUGAAGUAGUACUUCAUCUUCCUGCUCUCUGCCGUAAGAUGGGAGUACCUUAUUGUAUUGUAAAAGGAAAAGCUAGAUUAGGUUUGUUAGUGAGAAGAAAAACUUGUACUUCCAUUGCAAUUACUCAAGUUGAUUCUGGAGAUAGAACUAAUUUUGCCAAACUUUUGGAAACUAUCAAAACCAACUUCAACGAUCGUGGAGAUGAAAUUAGAAAGUUGUGGGGUGGUGGUCUUCUUGGAUGUAAAUCUGCAGCUCAUGUUGCCAAAAUUGAGAGGGCGAGAGCAAAGGAAUUAGCCCAGAAACAAGGUUAAUUUUAUUAUAAGAUAUUGACAGUGAUUUUAUGAAAUAUAAGUAAGUGUAAAGUU